AUGUCGGUCACGCUCCGCACCCGCAAGUUCAUGACCAACCGCCUGCUGGCGCGCCGCCAGUUCGUGGUCGACGUGCUGCACCCCGGGCGCGCGACGGUCAGCAAGUCCGAGAUCAAGGACAAGCUGGCCAGCCUGUACAACGUCGGCGAGUCAAACACGAUCUUCGUGUUCGGGUUCAGGACCCAGUUUGGCGGCGGCAAGAGCACCGGGUUUGGCCUGAUCUACGACAACCUGAAGGCGGCGGAGAAGUUUGAGCCCAAGCACCGCCUCGUCAGGUGCGGGGCGGACGCAGCCGGGGGGCUUGGAGGAGGCCCGCAUCUUUGGGGAGCAGCGGGGUCGUCAGCGGCCCUGGCGGGGCGGCCUUUCAGCUUGCCAGGGAGCGGGCGAGAGCAGCAGCAGCGGCAGCAGCAACGGCAGCAGCAGCGGCAGCCGCAGCAGCAGCAGCAGCAGCAGCAGCAGCAGCAGCAGCAGCGGCACAAGGUCCAGGAGUGCACGGCAGCAGCGGCGGCGGCAGCAGUAGCCAUGGCGGCGCUGGCAGCGCCUGCUGCGUUUGCAACGCAUCAGCAGCAGCGGCAGCCCGUACAGCUUGCAGGCAGUGGCGGCUGCACACCGCCUGGAGCUUCUUGCGCGGCAGCAAGUAACAGCCUUCGCCUGGCUUUGGAGCAGGGCCUGGCCAAGAAGGUGGAGCGGUCGCGCAAGCAGCUCAAGGAGCGCAAGAACAGGACCAAGAAGAUCCGCGGCAUCAAGAAGAACAAGUCCGCCUAG
Monoraphidium neglectum is the source of this 765-nucleotide messenger RNA. RefSeq names its product 40S ribosomal protein S24-1. The record is from RefSeq and is a predicted model, not a curated record. Gene Ontology annotation, biological process: translation. Bases 1 to 765 code for a protein of 254 amino acids. Gene Ontology annotation, cellular component: ribosome. Gene Ontology annotation, molecular function: structural constituent of ribosome. NCBI's taxonomy places the organism in Eukaryota, Viridiplantae, Chlorophyta, Chlorophyceae, Sphaeropleales, Selenastraceae. The transcript has 4 exons.